Saccostrea cuccullata (small rock oyster) is the source of this 576-nucleotide messenger RNA. RefSeq lists its product as uncharacterized. The transcript has 5 exons. The record is from RefSeq and is a predicted model, not a curated record. Bases 57 to 551 code for a protein of 164 amino acids. NCBI's taxonomy places the organism in Eukaryota, Metazoa, Mollusca, Bivalvia, Ostreida, Ostreidae.
AUCCCAUUUACUCACACUACGUACCAGUCAAUAGUCAAAUAGGACUCGAUUCCACGAUGAAAUCCAUCUGUUGUGUACUUUUUGCUGUCCUUGGGACUUCCUACGCAUUUCUUUUAGGCGAUGGUCCAGUUCAUGCUUCAUGCAAAGUUGACUGGACAUUUGGAACUUCCUGUGAUGACGUAAAAGCAAAGAUCAAAAGUCAAAUAGCCGCAUGGACGUCUGCUGAUGGGUGUGCUAGUGGAGGCGAAAAAUGUCUGUACACUUUCAAAUCUGAGUCUGGUAAUACACUGAAGGCUACCCACGAAACCCCAGUCCACCAUUAUGUUGAUGACCUGACCUUCACCUUUACCCAAGUAGAUGCUUCCUCGUGUAAAGUUCACGGAUACUCUACCUCCGAGACCUGGUAUGCUCAUCUUGACUACAGCACUAACUACUGCAAUCUAAAUAAUCUCAUAACAGGAUCCGCCUUACAUCAAGUAGCGGGAUACACGGAGACUACUUCGAACAAAAUCUGUACGCAGUACUCCGAGGCUAACUGUGAAAAGUACUAAAUGUCAAUUAGUUGUAAUAAAAUCA